Indicator indicator is the source of this 1671-nucleotide messenger RNA. Its product is annotated as cytochrome P450 2K6-like. Gene Ontology annotation, biological process: xenobiotic metabolic process. Gene Ontology annotation, cellular component: cytoplasm; intracellular membrane-bounded organelle. The record is from RefSeq and is a predicted model, not a curated record. The coding region runs from base 176 to 1666 and encodes 496 amino acids. Lineage: Eukaryota; Metazoa; Chordata; Aves; Piciformes; Indicatoridae. The transcript has 9 exons. Gene Ontology annotation, molecular function: iron ion binding; heme binding; oxidoreductase activity, acting on paired donors, with incorporation or reduction of molecular oxygen, reduced flavin or flavoprotein as one donor, and incorporation of one atom of oxygen.
GAGAUUCUUCAGGGGUAACACCCCAGAGAAGAAUUUCUGCUGUUUCCUAGGGCAUGAAGCACAUACUUGUGUAUGUGUAGAAGUGCCUUUAAUGCUUGAAACUCUGAACUGCUGACAGGAGAUCACCCUCUUCACCUGAAUUUUCAUCUUUGCAGCUAAGCCUUGCUGAAAGACAAUGGAUUGGGUGAAUCUUGUUCCUGUAGGGCUACUGCUUAUUCUCAUUUUCCUGUUGAUUCUGAAAAGUCAACAUGUCUGGAAGAGCCACACAAGAGGAAACUUUCCCCCAGGACCCAGGCCUUUACCCAUUAUUGGAAAUCUGCACAUCAUGAAUCUGGAGAGACCUCACCUGACAAUGCUAGAGCUAGCCAAAACAUAUGGCCCAGUCUUCAGCAUUCAGAUGGGACCAUGGAAAAUGGUGGUGCUAUCAGGGUAUGACACAGUGAAGGAAGCUCUGGUGAACCAGGCAGAAGCAUUUGCAGGGAGGCCUAAACUGCCAAUUGUUAAAGACACAGGAAAUGGAAAAGGAGUUAUAUUUUCUGAUGGAGAAAACUGGAAAGUGAUGAGAAGGUUUACUCUUACAACCUUACGGGACUUUGGAAUGGGCAAGAAGGCCAUAGAAGAUUUCAUUGUACAAGAGUAUGGACACCUGGCAGAAAACAUUGAGGCAGAGAAAGGGAAGCCCCUUGAUAUGACUCUGAUGAUGAAUAGUGCUACUGCUAAUGUCAUUGUGUCCAUACUGCUUGGAAAGAGAUAUGACUAUGAAGACCCCACCUUCAGAAGGCUCCUGGCAUUGUUGAACCAAAAUAUCAGGAUUUUUGGAAGUCCGUCAAUUUCGAUAUACAACAUGUUCCCAUUCCUUGGAUUCCUCCUGAAGGACUACAAAACUUUCCUUCAGAAUAUGAAAGAAAUGAAUGCUUUUAUCAAGGCGACUUUCAUAGAACACCUCAAAACCCUGGACAGAAACGACCAGAGGAGCUUCAUUGACACUUUCCUUGUGAGACAACAAGAGGAGAAUGGAAAGGCCAAUGGAUAUUUCCAUAAUGAAAACUUAACUGAGGUUGUGAGAAAUCUGUUUGCAGCUGGCAUGGAGACCACGUCCACCACUUUGCGCUGGGGCCUUCUGCUGAUGGCCAAGUAUCCCGAAAUUCAGAAGCAAGUCCAAGAAGAGAUAGAGGAAGUGAUAGGGUCAAACCCUCCACGGAUCGAGCACAGAACUCAAAUGCCCUACACAGAUGCUGUCAUCCAUGAAACUCAAAGAUUUGCUAAUAUCCUGCCAUUGAAUUUGCCUCAUGAGACCACUGCAGACGUGACCCUCAAAGGCUAUUUCAUUCCCAAGGGUACCUACAUUGUCCCCUUACUGGCCUCUGUCCUGAGAGAUGAAACCCAGUGGGAGAAACCAGACGUCUUUUACCCUGAGCACUUCCUGGACUCUAAUGGGAAGUUUGUAAAGAAAGAUGCAUUCAUGCCUUUUUCAGCAGGGCGGAGGAUCUGUGCUGGAGAGACUCUUGCCAAAAUGGAGCUCUUCCUCUUCUUCACCAGUCUCCUGCAGAGGUUCACCUUCCACCCUCCACCUGGAGUUUCCAUCUCAGACCUGGAUAUCUCCCCCUCCAGUGGGAUCACCGUCCCCCCACUGACUCAGGCAAUCUGUGCAGUGCCACGUUCUUAGGGCUU